Eriocheir sinensis (Chinese mitten crab) is the source of this 5228-nucleotide messenger RNA. RefSeq names its product ectonucleotide pyrophosphatase/phosphodiesterase family member 3-like. The record is from RefSeq and is a predicted model, not a curated record. Gene Ontology annotation, molecular function: metal ion binding; nucleic acid binding; hydrolase activity. NCBI's taxonomy places the organism in Eukaryota, Metazoa, Arthropoda, Malacostraca, Decapoda, Varunidae. The transcript has 16 exons. The coding region runs from base 265 to 2583 and encodes 772 amino acids.
GUAACUCGCGUUGGUUUCAAAUCUUCGCUGAACCAGACACCUCACCACCCGAAUCUCUGUUGUGGAAGAUGAAGGCAAACUAUCAAGGCAUCGUAUUACACAGGUGGUGUGGUAAUCUUCCCGCGUGAUUGAUAAGAGCCAGUCUGAUAAGGAGGUUGAGGACGGUGAGAAGCAAGAUAGCACAACCACACUGUCCAGUCUCAGUCUUGUGAUAAGUGCGUGCCGAGGGAGAGCUUUCCUUUCACUGUGUGUGUUUGAGAAAGAAUGGAAGAGAAACGCAUGGUCAUCGUUGGAGUGGGCGGGGUGCUUGUGAUCAUGACCAUCACGCUGCUGGCUGUGACCCUGACCGACGAGGGAGAUUCAGGGGGCGGCGGCGACCCUGACAUCAAACUCAACAAGACGAACCCUCUUCUCCUGAUCUCUCUCGAUGGCUUCAGACACGAUUACAUAUACCGGAGUGUACCCACGCUGGAGACCCUGGCGCGGGAAGGGGUGCAUGCGAGGUUCUUGAUGCCCUCCUACCCGACGCUCACUUUCCCCAACCAUUACUCCAUCGUGACGGGGCUGUACCCAGAUGAUCACGGCAUCGUCGCCAAUGGUUUCUAUGACCCAGACUUCAAUGAAACUUUCAGCAUGGGUGUGAAAGACGGGAAGUGGUGGGGCGGAGAACCCAUCUGGAACACGGUGACUAUGCAGAACAAGACUAGCGCCACCUAUUUCUGGCCUGGCUCCGACUGUGACAUCAAUGGCCUCUACCCGGACCAUUAUUAUAACUACAACUCCAACGUUUCUUUCGCUGAUAGAGUCGACCAGGUUGUGACGUGGCUGUCGCUGCCGGAGGAGGAACGGCCAGACUUCGUGUCCCUUUAUUUCAGGGAGCCGGACCACACUGCGCACGCUGAGGGACCUGACUCACUCGCUGUGAACGAUAUGCUUAAAGAGAUGGACGGAUUCAUCAAUCGACUGCUCUCAGGCCUGAAGGAGAGGAAGGUGUUGGAUCAGGUUAAUAUAAUCGUGCUGGCGGACCACGGCAUGGCUCGGUCCGGUAGCUUGGGCGCCCUCCAGCUCACUGACUAUGUUCCCAACCUCGCCAGUCUCACCACCUCUAACUAUAGUACCUACGGAUCCUUCACGACGCUGAGGCUGAAGAACCCGAACGAAGCAAACCUUGAGAGCAUGCUGAAGAACUUGACAUGUUCAGCGGGGCCUUCCACCAUGAGGGCCUUCUUGCCGAGCGACCUACCCAAGCGCUUCCACUACUCGAAGAACAAGCGCAUUGGAGACAUCGUGCUUGAUUUGGACAGCGGCUACUUCACCAAACAUCCCGACUACCCGGAUUGGAAGGAUCUCUUAGGAAACCACGGCUACGAUAAUCAUAUAUCCACCAUGGGCGCUUUCUUCAUCGCCUCGGGCCCGGAUUUCAAGAAGAACGUAACACUACAGCCCUUCAAGAACAUCGAAAUUUAUAACCUCAUGUGCUACCUCCUGGACGUUGAGCCCGCACCCAACAAUGGUACGGAGGGCGCUCUCUACGCCGCCCUGCUCAACCCUCCUUUCUUCCCCGAUCUACCCGUGGAAACUCCCCCACCAGCGGCAAAGUUCCCUCCUGACGCCGAACUGAACGACCAAACGCUUCAUUUGGCCAACUGCACGGGAGAUCCAGCUGACAAAACUUUGGCGUGGCUGCAGGAAAUCAACAUAGGCGAGAGUGAACAGAAGACUCUCGAGGCACUUCAUCUGCCCUGGGGUGUUCCUUUGUCUGGGAAUCGCUCGGAUAGCCUCCUCCUCCUCCACCACAAUGACCACGUCACGGGCUAUUCCGUAGACCUGAAGAUGAGAUUAUGGACGAGGUUGAUAUCAUGCAUUAAAGUUUCUGAGGCUAACCACCUUCUUCAUCCCUUAGGCUAUUCCGUAGACCUGAAGAUCCCACUCUGGACGAGCUUCGCCAUGACAGGGGUGAACUUGAACCCGCUGGUGGAGGAGUGGAGCAGUGACGUUCGCCUCUCAAGCAACACCACGCCUUCCUGUGCAGCGUAUGAUGACUUCACCGUGGAGGAUUGGAAUGUUACGAUGUUCCCGCUCUUCAAUCCUAUAUUUUCCAACUCUUCUGGCGCUCCCGAAGUCCCGUUCUUGGUGAGCAACGCCGUGCCGCUGGUCAACUCGAGCAAAACCGAGGACACCUUGAUGACCCUCGCGAGGAACACGUGGAGUCUGCAAAACUCUCCCCUCAACUUCGUCAUGGGAGUUGCUUUCGACUACGAUGCAGAUACCCUCGCAGAUGAGACCAUCAAUGCCACGAAACUGGCGGUCCCUUCCCAUUUCUUCGUUGUGGUCACCCGCUGCAGGCAAAUGGUACCCUCUAUCACUAAUUGCACGAAUGCAGAUCUCGACUCCCAGGCCUUCAUCCUCCCGCAGUUCCAGACCGCCAGCAAUGACUGUUUGACGGGGAUGAAGUACGCCACCUUCCACCUGUCUACGGUACAGGAUGUGGAGCAGCUGACGGGCCUCACCUUCUUCCCCUCCCUCGAGCCUGAGACCCGCCUACAGCUCGCCCUCGGGAUCCACACCUACGUUUGGCGAUAGGUUGGGUAUUUAGUGUGGCGAGAAUGGCCUAAGAGAGAGUCAUUGAUAAGGGUGAGUUUGGACAUAAGCUCCUCGGAUGGCAUUUUAUUUUGCAUUAGUCUGCCGCUCUUCCACCACACUGUCUUUACCCUUAUUAUUAUUAUUAUUGCUACUAUUGCUACUACUACUACUACUACUACUACUACUACUACUACUUCUACUAUCAUAUAAAAAAAUACCAUAAUAAUUCUAGCACACUACUAUCAUCUUCAUCUGCAUCAUCUUAUUUUUCUUUCAUCGCUGUAUGCUCAUAUUUCUCUUACUGGACAUGCUAGAGGGAGUAACUAAUUAAGACACUGUUCAUAUAUUUUUCCUCUGGCAUUAAUGUUGCAUAGCUUAAUUACUUUUGGCGUUGUUCAAUAUUUUUUAGGCCCAUGUCACAAGCUCUCCCCUCCUAAUUAAGCUAUUCCCUUGAGAUCAUUUCCAACAAGAUCACUUACGCCAUUUCAGUGAGUCACGCUUACGGGUUAACGAGUACAUCUCACAUACGGAUUGCCUCUCUUAGUAGUAGUAUAUGGAGCGAAUAGUUCAAAAUAAGGUUGUGUGUUGUUAAACGUAGGUGGAAAUCAGUGUAGAAGCUGCCAUUUGUCGUCCCAUAUUCUCAAACACGCUCAAGUAUGAUCUGGCUUUUUGUAGAGGUUGUGGGCAUUUCCAAGGGUAGUUUUAUGAGCCUGGUGGUAGUUUGACAAGGCUUCUGCACCAUGAAUGUGAAAAAGCACUCAUGAGAACCGGCCUGACUUAUCUCCUUUGUGGCCGCUGGAAGUAUUUUGUUGUGACAGGUGAGUGUCUGAGAAUAUGGGCCAUUGACAUAUCUUUUAAUUAAAUAAGGGAGAGCUUGGAAUCAGCCUGUUAAAAAAUAGUGUAUAAGCAUUUGUCACAUUGCUGUCUUGAAGUACCACAAGUGUGCACGGCCAAACCAUGUAAGUGCAAUUUUGAGAGUAUAAUUUAUUACUGCAUAGAAUAUCACAUAAUUAUAAAGUUCAAUGUUUCCAAGGUUAUUCAUCAGGACAGCUGGCUAAUAAUUAGUGGUUUGUUAGCAAUGUCCUGCCUUAAAUAGAUAAUGUUCAUAAAUUCUAUAAGUAAUUUGUGGAGGUGUAUCUUAUAAACGAUUCCACUCACUAUCCAAAGUGAGUUGUUACAAUUCAUGAAAAUGGUGAAGAAAUGCAUUUUUAUUUAUAGAACUAAGUAAUUAACCUGCACCGAGCCAUGUGUUUUCCUCUUUUAGCACAAUAUAUGUAUCUGAUGCGUGUGACAGAGUUUGGAGGGUAAAGCUGUCUAUCAUUAUAUAACUCGAUGCUCACACUUCUCAUCAUCAGACACAAGGCAUAGUAGUUAAAAUUACACAUCACUUGUGCAUCCGACAUUUAAAUUGUUCAUAUCAAGUAUAUAAUCUCUCCACAGUGGCCCAUUAUGGUUUGAUGUGAGGCCAAUUCUUUUAAUUUUGGAUAAUGAAAGGACAAAAUGAUCAUUGGUCAUGUAAUAAUCCAUACAUAAACAAUAAAUUUUUAACUAAUUUAUAAAAUGUACAAAAUUUUUAACCAAUUUCAUCUGUGAGGCUCCCAACAAACCAUCUGAGGCCGACACACCUCCAUGGGAACCAAACCAUGCUUCACCACACACCUCAGCCACACAAUGUGAUGCCCAGAGUCAUCAUUACCAUAAAGUUCCUGUGGUGCAGGAAUAUUAGAAUGUAUACAUAAAAAAGGAAGGAGUGGGGGAUAAUGAAGAUAAAAUGGCACAAUUGUACCCCAUUAUGAAAGCCAUAAUGACACCAUAUCACCUUAUUUAAGAAAUACAUUGUAAUCCUCCUGUAUUAUAGGAACUUUAUGCAAAUGAUAAAUCUAGGCAUCACAACAAUACACACAUCACUAAAGUAAUUCAUUGUGUACUGACACUUCUCACUAAGUUUUUUUUUACUCAAAAAUAUAUUAACACAGAUUUUCUUUCAGUCAUGUUAUUAUGUGAACACAAUGCAUAGUUCAGAUUUUUAAGGCAUAUUAUUAUGUACAACAGAGAAGGUCAUAUCAGACAGAGCUGAAAUUGUCAUAAUCUGGAAUUUGAAUCAGUGAAAAUUUGGUUAUUUAAUCAUUUGUUCAUAAUGCUUCAAAAAUAAUUUAUAUUCUCUAAAAAUAAUCAGCAGGGACAUGGGACAGCAGUCAUACAGAGCAAAAGUAUUUGAAAAUUACAUGACUGAACACUUAAAAGAAUACAGAAGUGGAACAUAGAUUUCUGAGCAUUCUCCCCAAGCAGACAUAUUGAAUAAUUCAGCACACACACACACACACACACACACACACACAUACCUCUGGAAGCUGUGGUCAUAACAUUAAUAACAUGUGUGCAGAUGAUGGCACAGGUGUUGUCAUUCACUACCAUUCAACCCUUGCUAUGUAAUCAUGACCCCUCAACCCCUCCUCCCCUUCCCCCACCACAACACACACAAAAAAAAGCUUCUCCAGAGACAACAAUGAAUGCAUAUUCAUAUAAAUAUAGUGUCUGAUAUGAACCAACAUAUACAGGCUAUUUCUGAGUAAUGUGUAGCACAAUUUAGAAGAUACAAUUACGAUAUAUACAUGCAAUUAGAAAAAUAAACCCUAAGAACUUCA